CGUCCGGGAGGGGACGGCUUGGCCUUCACUGGGGGCGGGCGGAGCAGAGGCCGCGGCUGGGCGGGGAGCAAAGGGCGAUGUCAGACUCGGUUUCCUCAUCUGUAAAACAAGGAGAGAUUGACCUAAGUGGCGUCCAACCCCUCCCUUCCAGGUCUAGAUUUGUGGUCCUACGGGCUCCCCGUAGAGCUGUACCAUAUUACUUCAGGCUUACAACCAUCAGUUGUACUUCCCUAUGACAUAGGUGUUAUUAAGAAGCCUCACUUCCAUUGCUUCCGAGCAAGGACUGUUCCUCAUGAAAUCGUAUUGAAACAUAUUGACAAAUAACCUGCAUGGUAUUUAAAAUGAGAUGAUUCUGGCCAUUGAACUCCGGCUCUAAGGUGAAAUAAAGCAAAAACAUUGUUCCCUUGGAGAAAUUAAUUUAGGUACUUUUUGCUAAAAAUCUCUUAACAGUUAAAAGAUCUUAACAAAGUUAAGAUAGGUCUCAUAUAGGAAUGUUUUUGGUUACUUUGUGCUUUGGAGCUUAUUAACAUUUUCAGAGUAAGACAAAUCUUAUUCUGCAGCCAUGAAAUUUCUACUGAUUUUUGACUUUGACCAUACAGUCAUAGAUGAAAAUAGUGACACCUGGAUUAUGAAAUGUGCUCCUGAGAAAAAUCUUCCCAAUGAACUAAAAGAUACUUAUGAAAAAGGAAAGUGGAAUGAAUAUAUGGGCAGAGUCUUUAAAUAUUUAGGAGAUAAAGGAAUAAGGGAAUAUGAAAUGAAAAGAACUAUGACAGAAAUACCUUUUACUGAAGGAAUGAUAGAGCUUAUAACCUUUGUUGGAAAAAAUAAAGAUAUUUUUGACUGCAUUAUCAUUUCAGAUUCAAAUACAGUCUUCAUAGAUUGGAUUUUAGGAACUGCCAAAGUUCGUGAUGUGUUUGAUGAAGUGUUUACAAACCCAGCAGCUUUCAAUGACCAUGGUUAUCUUACUGUGGAAGGUGUUCAUGUUCAUCGUUGUGAUAAGUGCCCAAAGAAUCUCUGUAAAAGAAAAGUUCUGGUAGAAUUUAUAGAUAAACAAUUACAAAAAGGAAUGAAAUACGCCAAAAUUAUUUAUCUGGGUGAUGGUGAAAAUGAUUUCUGUCCAAUAACCUCUCUAAAGAAGAAUGAUGUUGCUAUGCCUCGAAAAGGAUAUUUUUUACAUAAAUUGAUUUCUCAGUUGCCUCAGGAUGCUUCUUUGGAACCUUCUGUUGUAGUUUGGUCAUCAGCUUCUGAAAUACUUUCUUAUUUGAAAUUACUUAUAAAGAAUGAUUCAUAACAAAAUUGGGGAUGACUUAAAUGAAUAAGAAAAGUAGCUCAUACUUAAAUUUUAUAUAGUAGCAGAAAAAGUAGUUGUUAUAUUCUAAAAGAAUAUAUGCAGUAUCAAUAUAUUCCACAUUUUCAUACUUUCCUUUUGAAAUGAAAUGCAAGAAAGUGUGAUUUUUUAAAAAAAUGUUUCUAGUUCACUUCAUAAAAUCUCAUUUAUUGCUUUACAGGGAAUAGGUUUAUUCACUGUGCAUAUGAUGCUUGUCAAUGUAAUCUCCAGCAACAGAACUCAAAAUUCUUAUGAAUAUGCAUUAAUACAGGGCAUGUUAUAGUAACUAUUUUAAAGGAUUGUGCUAUUGAAAUAAAGUCUUACUGAGAAAAUUAUACCAAAACAUGUUAAUUUUAAGGAUCUAAUUUUUAGGCUUAAGUGUCCAGCAUGUAAUUACUCUUCUGGUUUUUAUUUUUUCCAAAUUAUUAACAGAGGCCCUUAGCCCCUAAAAAAUGUACUUAGAAUAAUUUAAUGUGGAAAAAAAUGUGUACCAUUUAUUCAGUUAUUUUGUAAAUGUAAAACAUAAAUAAACACAUCUCAUUUACCUUUA
Messenger RNA from Phascolarctos cinereus (koala), 1877 nucleotides. RefSeq names its product phosphatase, orphan 2 (gene PHOSPHO2). The record is from RefSeq and is a predicted model, not a curated record. Lineage: Eukaryota; Metazoa; Chordata; Mammalia; Diprotodontia; Phascolarctidae. Gene Ontology annotation, molecular function: phosphatase activity.